UACUGUAAAUGCGCGUGAAAACGGUCGUUGAAAUCGAAAUAGCGCCUAGUUUGUUGAUUAUAAAAGGGGCUCUGUUGCUACAUUAGCUGCAAAGUGACGUCCCUGUUGUUUUUGUGCGAGUCAAGUAGUAAGGCUAAGGUAUCAGUGCGCAUGUGGCUCCAUUCAUAACAAGGUCUCACCAUGUGGAGGUACUUAAGGUCGGUGUUAUGGAAAGCAAAGCUCAUCCGCGGCGUUUUCAAUACAGCUCAGUCAGUCAAUACUGACAAAUUCAUUUCAAAUGGACCCUGUAGCAGUGUUUCAGGGAAUAAAUGGGUGAGACCCAGCGGGUUUGCCACGGGUUUAAAGACUUUCAACAGCCUGACCAAACAAAAGGAGCCUCUCAUUCUGAAAAGAGAGAGAGUAGCUACCUGGUAUAGCUGUGGACCCACCGUAUACGACCAUGCCCACCUGGGUCAUGCAUGCUCAUAUGUCAGGUUUGAUAUCCUGCAGAGGAUUUUGUCCAGGUUGUUUGGAAUCACUGUCAUCCAUGCCAUGGUCAUCACUGACAUUGAUGACAAAAUUAUCAAAAGAAGUUGGGAGGAAAAUGUUUCCCCAACCACCAUAGCCACAGUGUAUGAGGAUGAAUUCAAGAGGGAUAUGCUGUCAUUAAAGGUGAUUCCUCCUGCAGUGUAUUUAAGAGUCACUGAAAAUGUGCAUCAUAUUGUCGCGUUUAUUGAGGGGAUCAUCAAAAAUGGACACGCUUAUGCCACAAAAGAAGGUGAUGUGUAUUUUGACAUCCAGUCCAUUGGUGAUCGUUAUGGCAAAUUUGUAGGAGCUGUGGAUUCUCAGGGAGAACCUGGCAGCACAAAUAAACGAGACUCAAGGGAUUUUGCUCUUUGGAAGCAGUCCAAACCUCAGGAACCAUACUGGGAAUCUCCAUGGGGCAGAGGAAGACCUGGCUGGCAUAUUGAAUGCUCUACCAUCGCUAGCUCAGUGUUUGGGAGUCAGCUAGAUAUCCACUCUGGAGGUAUUGACUUGGCCUUUCCUCACCAUGAGAAUGAGGUUGCUCAGAGUGAAGCUUAUCACCAGUGUGGACAAUGGGCAAACUACUUCCUCCACUCAGGACACUUACACCUAAAAGGCAGUGCAGAGAAAAUGUCUAAAUCUUUAAAGAACUAUGUCACCAUCAAGGAUUUCUUGCAGUCUUACUCUGCCAGUGAAUUUAGGAUGUUUUGUCUUUUGACCAAAUACAGAUCAGCUAUAGACUACAGUGAAAGCAGCAUGUUGGAGGCUCGGACCUCUCUGGGCACCAUCUCCACCUUCAUCCACGAUGCUAAGGCCUACAUGAAGGGUCAGCUGCAGUGUACACCUGUACAGGAAGCUGUUCUCUGGGAGAGAUUGGCUGAGACUAAAUACAGUGUGGUGAACGCACUGGCAGAUGACUUUGAUACCCCAAGAGCCAUUAGUGCUGUGAUGAAUCUGGUUUAUCAUGGAAACUGCCAACUUCAGCCUGUUUCUAAGUCUGACGGAGUGGCUCGGAGCCCUGCAGUGUUCGGAGCGAUGGUCAGUUACAUCAGAGAUGUCUUGGAUGUGUUUGGGAUUGAUCUGCUGCACAUUAAGGAGGCUGAUGUGAUCAGUAGUUGUGGAAGUCUGGAGGGCAUCGUGGAGAAGCUGACUCAUUUCAGAAGUGAAGUUCGAGCAUUCGCACUUGCUCGUCAGGAUGGUCCAAUCGCUGGAUCCCCCAACAAACUUGGACUUUACCCAGAGAGAAUCCCUCUCCUCAAAGCUUGUGACAUCCUCAGAAGUGACCUGGCACCCUUGGGUGUGCUGAUUAAGGAUAGAGGAGCCACCUCCACAUGGGAGCUAACUCAGGGAAAACCGAGUCAGAGAGGACAGGAUAAAGAUCAGGAGACAUCCAGUUGAAAUACAUCUGCCUCUAAGACUGACUCUUUGUUUUACGCUUGUGGAUUCAAUUUAACUUCAUCAACAGAAAGACAAGAGACCAAACCAUACUGAUUUUAUAACAACAAAGGCUAACUUAUGGUUAAAUGCCUCAUGUGCCUGUUAUCAGUGUAUGAACUCUUAUAUGUAUUGCUUCAUAAGUCAGAAAGUAGAUUAUAACAUCUGUCUAUUUAACCGGUUUAAUACAUUUAUGUUUAUUAGUUUUUAUGGUGCAGAUGUUAGUAUGCAUGAUACAAGUGAGUAGAACACAGAAGGCACAAUGUGUGUUGUCCUCUACUCUUUAAAUAGUAGUCCCACAUCAGGUCCUGUGCUGAUCCUACAGGACUAUAAUGCUACUACCCAUUUAAAGUGUAUUCAUGGAGCAGUUAUGACAUUUGGGGAAAUAUUACCCACAGUCAGAUUAGACAUCGGUCUGAUAUUUCUUUACACUCAGUACAGCAAAGUAAUUUGUGCUACAUAUAAAUCCUUGCAAAAAUGA
Perca fluviatilis (European perch) is the source of this 2419-nucleotide messenger RNA. It is a transcript of the gene cars2, whose product is annotated as cysteinyl-tRNA synthetase 2, mitochondrial. Gene Ontology annotation, biological process: cysteinyl-tRNA aminoacylation. The record is from RefSeq and is a predicted model, not a curated record. Bases 181 to 1902 code for a protein of 573 amino acids. The transcript has 15 exons. Gene Ontology annotation, molecular function: cysteine-tRNA ligase activity; ATP binding. Gene Ontology annotation, cellular component: cytoplasm. Lineage: Eukaryota; Metazoa; Chordata; Actinopteri; Perciformes; Percidae.